Messenger RNA from Vicugna pacos (alpaca), 2372 nucleotides. It is a transcript of the gene SBSPON, whose product is annotated as somatomedin B and thrombospondin type 1 domain containing. The record is from RefSeq and is a predicted model, not a curated record. Lineage: Eukaryota; Metazoa; Chordata; Mammalia; Artiodactyla; Camelidae.
GGGGCCCUGGCCGGCUGCGCCGACUCGGGGCGCUGCUGCCCCGGCCGAGACCCCGCCUGCUUCGUCCACGGCUGGAGGCUGGACAGAGUCUACGGGACGUGCUUCUGCGACCAAGCCUGCCUCAUCACCGGCGACUGCUGCUUCGACUACGCCAGGGCGUGCCCAGCUCGCCCGUGCCUGGUCGGGGAGUGGAGCCCCUGGAGCGGCUGCGCGGACCGGUGCCGGCCGACGGCGCGCGUGCGGAGGCGCGCGGUGCGGCAGGAGCCCCGCAACGGCGGCGCGCCCUGCCCGGCCCUGGAGGAGAGAGCCGGCUGCCUGGAGUACGCGACGGCCCAGGGCCAGGACUGCGGGCACGCCUUCGUCCCUGCCUUUAUAACUUCCUCCGCAUUCAACAAGGAGAGGACAAGACAGGCGGCCUCCCCACAGUGGUCUACAGACAUCGAGGAUGCUGGAUACUGUAUGGAGUUCAAGACAGAGUCAUUGACCCCUCACUGUGCCCUGGAAAACCGCCCCCUGACUCGCUGGAUGCAGUACCUCCGAGAGGGGUACACAGUGUGUGUGGACUGCCAGCCCCCGGCUAUGCACUCUGUGAGCCUUCGCUGUUCUGGAGACGGGCUGGACUCUGAUGGAAACCAGACUCUCCAUUGGCAAGCAGUCGGCAGUCCUCGGUGUCAAGGAACUUGGAAAAAAGUGCGGCGAGUUGAACGGUGUUCUUGUCCAGCUGUUCACAGCUUUAUUUUUAUAUAGAUUGUGAUAGAAAUAUUUCAAAAUGUGUUUGUAAACAUGCUAAAUAUUAGCAAAUCACGUUCAGUGUUUCAUAAUCCUUUAUAAACUCUUUGGCCAAGGGCCCCUGUAUAAAAGUCACUGCCACACUGUGAAAUAGAGAAAGGAAAUUUAGGGGCCAGUUCUCAAGAAACACAGCGCCUUUAUUUUUAUUUUUACUAAGUUGAGGGCCCACCAUGCAGUCUCCUGUGGUUUUACAUCCUUGACCUGUCACCUGGCGGCUCCUCAUUCAACAGGUGGCACACUGGACACGGAGUUCAUGUUUGUCUGUACGUGGUUCGUUUAUUGAUAAGCUGUCAUGUUCAGGGUAUCCAUGCUUUGAGUCUUGCAUUCUUUCUUUCUAUUCUGUAAUCUCUUAAAAAGAAAAGCCUUAAAAACUGCCUAUAGAUAUAUGUAUGCUCAUACAUUUCCCAUAUAUUAUUCCAUAAAUUCUGAAAUAAUAACUGUCGAACAAAUUGUCACAAAUCACUUUCCACAGUCAAGCUAAGAUUUAGUAAGCUAAUGCAAAACCAACAACUAUACUAAAAUACUUUUUUUAAACUAGAAGAAAUUUUCUUCAGUUAAUCGAAAAGAAUCAAUCAAAUGUUCAUUCUAGGUCAGUACAGAGUUUCUUUAAAUGUUAUAAUUUCCAGGAAGUGAAAUUUUGGCACCAAUGAAUGAAACACUUGCUUUAAUUGUGAACAUUCUACCAUCAUUAGCAUCUAAGAUUAUUUCCAAGGCUUAAAUUAAGCCUGAAGUUGACUAAGAUGAGCUUGGAGUUAAUUGAAGUAAAACAUACGACUUUGUUUUCCUGCAGCACACAUGCACACGUUUUCUUAUGUCUGGAGUAGAAGCCAGAGGUAUAGAUUAUGGAUAGCAGAGAUUUAUUACAAAUGCUAGGAUCCCCACCACCGCACACAGAGAAGUAUUAGUCUCAUUUUAUGAUUAGAGAAGCAAUGAACCAGAGACAAAGUGCCUUGUUGAAGGAUUUGGGAUGAAUGACAGCUGGACCCAGGUCUUAGCUUUUCAUCCAGGAAUCAGCUUUGAUGGAGAGCCUGAUGGUGCUAUAAAAGCAAAGCCCUUUUUAUUUCUGCAAAAUUUUAUAUUCAGGGUAUUUUCUUGGGAGAACAGAAGCUUGAGAUUUAAUCUACCGGCAUACCCUGGAGAUGUUUGGGUUCGGUUCCAAACCACCACAAUAAAGCGGGUCACAAGAAAUUUUGGCUUCCCAGUGCAAAUAAAAGUUUUGUUCACACUAUAUUGAAGUUUGUUACCUGUGCAAUAGCAUUAUGUCUGAGAAAACAAUGUGCAUACCUUCAUUGAAAAAUACUUUAUUACUGAAAAACGCUAACCAUCAUCUGAGCCUUUAGUGAGUAGUAACAACAAAGAUCACUGAUCACAGAACACCUUAACAAAUAUAAUAAUAAUAGUGAAAAAGUUUGAAAUAUUGUGAGAAUUACCAAAAUGUGACACAGAGACACAAAGUGAACAGAUGGUAUUGGAAAAAUGGAGCCAAUAGACUUGCUAGAUGCAGGGGUGCCACAAACUUUCAGUUUGUAAAAAAUGCAAUUAUCUGUGAAGCACAAUAAAAUGAGAUAUGCUCGUAUAUGAAA